Messenger RNA from Puma concolor (puma), 4734 nucleotides. Lineage: Eukaryota; Metazoa; Chordata; Mammalia; Carnivora; Felidae. The record is from RefSeq and is a predicted model, not a curated record.
AUGGAGGCCCAGUCCCGCAGUUCCACCACCCCUGAGAAGAAGAAAGUGGAGAAUUCCAUAGUGAAAUGCUCCACGCGAACAGAUGUCAGCGAGAAAGCCGUGGCCUCCAGCACCACUUCCAAUGAAGAUGAAAGUCCUGGGCAGACCUAUCACAGAGAGAGAAGAAACGCAGUCACCAUGCAGCCACAGAGUGUCCAGGGGCUCGGCAAGAUCAGCGAGGAGCCUUCGACAUCUAGUGACGAGAGGGCCUCACUGAUCAAGAAGGAGAUCCAUGGGUCCCUGCCCCACCUGGCUGAGCCCUCUGUGCCGUACCGCGGGACUGUGUUUGCCAUGGACCCCAGGAAUGGUUACAUGGAGCCCCACUACCACCCUUCUCAUCUCUUUCCUGCAUUCCACCCUCCUGUGCCGAUUGAUGCGAGACAUCAUGAGGGGCGUUACCAUUAUGACCCGUCUCCGAUUCCUCCACUGCAUGUGCCUUCUGCCUUAUCUAGUAGCCCCACGUAUUCAGACCUGCCCUUCAUCAGGAUCUCCCCUCACCGGAACCCCGCUGCAGCUUCUGAGCCCCCCUUCAGCCCUCCGCACCCCUACAUCAAUCCCUACAUGGACUACAUCCGGUCUCUUCAUAGCCCGUCCCUCUCCAUGAUCUCGGCCGCCCGGGGGCUCAGCCCCACAGACGCCCCCCACGCCGGGGUCAGCCCAGCAGAAUACUAUCACCAGAUGGCUCUGCUAGCUGGCCAGCGCAGCCCCUAUGCAGACAUCAUUCCCUCCGCGGCCACUGCCGGCGCUGGGGCCAUCCACAUGGAAUAUCUUCACGCCAUGGACAGCACCAGAUUCCCCAGCCCCAGGCUGUCAGCCAGGCCGAGCCGAAAACGUACACUGUCCAUAUCACCGCUGUCCGAUCACAGCUUUGACCUUCAGACUAUGAUAAGGACAUCUCCCAACUCCUUGGUCACGAUUCUCAAUAAUUCCCGCAGCAGCUCUUCAGCAAGUGGUUCCUAUGGUCACUUGUCUGCAAGUGCAAUCAGCCCUGCCUUGAGCUUCACCUACCCUUCUGCACCUGUGUCUCUCCAUAUGCAUCAGCAAAUCUUAAGCCGACAACAGAGCUUAGGCUCGGCCUUUGGACACAGCCCUCCACUCAUCCACCCUGCCCCAACUUUUCCAACUCAGAGGCCUAUUCCUGGGAUCCCUACGGUUCUGAACCCCGUCCAGGUCAGCUCUGGCCCUUCCGAGUCCUCACAGAACAAGCCCACGAGUGAGUCCGCGGUGAGUAGCACCGGUGACCUGAUGCACAACAAACGGUCCAAGAUCAAACCCGACGAAGACCUGCCCAGCCCAGGGCCACGGGGUCAGCAGGAACAGCCGGAAGGGACAACCCUAGUGAAGGAGGAAGGGGACAAAGACGAAAGCAAACAGGAGCCUGAAGUCAUCUAUGAAACAAACUGCCACUGGGAAGGUUGCACGCGGGAGUUCGACACCCAGGAGCAGCUGGUGCACCAUAUAAAUAAUGACCAUAUUCAUGGUGAGAAGAAGGAAUUUGUGUGCCGAUGGUUGGAUUGCUCGAGAGAGCAGAAGCCCUUCAAAGCCCAGUACAUGCUGGUGGUGCACAUGAGGAGACACACGGGGGAGAAGCCUCACAAAUGCACUUUUGAAGGUUGCACAAAGGCCUACUCGAGACUAGAAAACUUGAAAACGCACUUGAGAUCCCACACUGGAGAGAAACCGUACGUCUGUGAGCAUGAAGGUUGCAACAAGGCUUUCUCAAAUGCCUCCGAUCGCGCCAAGCACCAAAACAGGACGCAUUCCAAUGAGAAACCGUAUGUGUGCAAAAUCCCAGGCUGCACUAAGCGCUACACAGACCCCAGUUCCCUCCGGAAGCAUGUGAAGACAGUGCAUGGCCCAGAGGCUCAUGUCACCAAGAAGCAGCGUGGGGAUAUACAUCCUCGGCCUCCCCCACCACGAGAUUCCGGCAGCCACUCACAGUCCAGGUCACCUGGCCGGCAGACUCAGGGAGCCCUUGGUGAGCAGAAGGACCUCAGCAACACUACCUCAAAGCGGGAAGAAUGCCUCCAAGUGAAAGCAGUCAAGGCAGAGAAGCCCAUGACAUCUCAGCCAAGCCCUGGUGGUCAGUCUUCAUGCAGCAGCCAACAGUCCCCCAUCAGCAACUAUUCCAACAGUGGGCUCGAGCUUCCUCUGACCGACGGCGGGGGUGUGGGAGACCUCGGGGCCAUCGACGAAACCCCAAUCAUGGACUCGACCAUUUCCACUGCCACCACGGCCCUCGCUUUGCAAGCCAGGAGGAAUCCGGCAGGGACCAAAUGGAUGGAACACGUAAAACUAGAAAGGCUCAAACAAGUGAAUGGAAUACUGCCACGACUGAACCCCAUUCUACCCCCCAAAGCCCCUGCAGUCUCUCCUCUCAUAGGAAACGGCACUCAGCCCAGUACCAGCUGCAGUUUGGGCGGGCCCAUGACUCUGCUCCCGAACAGAAGCGACCUUUCUGGUGUGGACAUCACCAUGUUGAACAUGCUCAACCGGAGGGACAGCAGCACCAGCACCAUCAGCUCCGCCUACCUGAGCAGCCGGCGCUCCUCGGGCAUCUCCCCCUGCUUCUCCAGCCGCAGGUCCAGCGAGGCGUCCCAGGCCGAGGGCCGGCCCCAGAACGUGAGCGUGGCCGACUCGUACGACCCCAUCUCCACGGACGCGUCGCGCAGGUCCAGCGAGGCCAGCCAGUGCGAGGGCCUGCCCAGCCUGCUCAGCCUCACGCCCGCGCAGCAGUACCGGCUGAAAGCCAAGUACGCGGCGGCCACGGGCGGGCCGCCCCCCACGCCGCUGCCCAACAUGGAGAGGAUGAGCCUGAAGACCCGGAUGGCCCUGCUCGGCGACGGCAGGGAGCCCGCGGUAGCCCUGCCCCCCGUCCACCCUCCGCGGAGGUGUAGCGACGGGGGCGCCCACGGGUCGGGCCGCCGCCCUCUACUGCCCCCGGACGUGCUGGGCAACGGCGUGAGGAGGGCCAGCGACCCGGUGAGGACAGUGUCCGAGAGCCUCUCCCUGCCCCGCGUGCAGCGGUUCAGCAGCCUCCACGGCUUCGACCCCCCAGGUUUGCCCCCAUCCCUGGACAAGCGGAACUUAGUGCUUCAGAACUACACUCGGCCCGAGGGCGGCCCACCCCGCCACUUCCUGCCGUCUCCCUGCCCUCCGAGCAUCACUGAGAACAUCACCCUGGAGUCCCUGACCGUGGACGCCGACGUGAACCUGAACGAUGAGGAUUUCUUGCCCGAUGACGUGGUGCAGUAUUUGAAUUCCCAGAACCAAGCGGGAUACGAGCAGCACUUCCAAAGCGCCGUCUCUGACGACGGCAAAGUGCCCCCCGGGCCCGGCUUGGGGAGCGGGCCCGGGGACUUUGAGCCUCCUGGGCUGCCCGACGGCCACGCCGGCCAGCAGUACCGCCGGCUGGAGCAGCCCUGCACCGAAGCCAGCAAAUCCGACCUGCCCAUUCAGUGGAACGAAGUCAGCUCCGGCAGCGCCGACCUGUGCUCCUCCAAGCUGAAAUGCGGCCCGCGGCCCGCGGCGCCGCAGCCGCGAGCCUUCGGCCUCUACGGCAACCCGGGCGCGCACCCACAGGACGCCUUGAGGAGCGGAGCUGGCCCAGCCGGGGCCUACCAGAGCCUCGCAGAGCCCGGCAGCUCCUACGGCGGCCCCGAGCACAGCGGAAACGCCUUCCACGCACAGCCCUACAAGGCCCAGCAGUACGGGAACUGCCUCAACAGGCAGCCGGGGGCGCCCGGCUUGCCUGACGGCGUCUGCGGGGCCGGGAUUCCAGCGGCAAAGCUGAAAAGCACCUCAGCGCAGGGAAGCGGGAGCCAGCCAGAGUUUGGCCUGUCGCCGGGGGUGCCCGGCGAGUCCGCGGGCGCCGCGGUGAGUGGCAUGGCCACCCAAGACCUGGUGGGACAGGGGUACCUGGCCCAUCAGCUCCUCAGCGACAGCGUGCACCACCCAGGGGCCGGCCGCGGCGCUCAGCAGAUGCUAGGGCAGGUUAGUGCUACCUCACACCUCAACGUCUAUCAAGGGCCGGAGAGCGGCCUGCCGGGGCCUCCCUGCAUCGGCAGUCAGCCGGCAGGCUUGGCGGCCGCCAGGGGCUACCAGCCGUGUGCCGGCUACGGGGGUGGCCGGCGCCAGGCUGCGCUGAGGGGCAGCCUCUCUCUGCAGCAGGGACAGCUCAGUGACACAAGUCAGACCUGCAAGGUGAACGGCAUCAAGACGGAGAUGCAAGGGCAGCCCCAUCAGCUGUGUUCUAACGUGCAGGGUUACUCUGGUCAGUUCUAUGACCAACCCGUUGGCUUCGGUCAGCACGACAUGAAGACUGGUUCCUUCUCCAUCUCGGAAGCCAACUGCCUGCUACAGGGGGCCAGCGCCGAAAACUCUGAAUUACUUUCCCCGGGUGCUAACCAGGUGACCAGCACGGUUGACGGCCUUGACGGCCAUGACCUGGAAGGGGUGCAGAUUGAUUUUGACGCCAUCAUAGACGACGGGGACCACGCCAGCCUGAUGUCAGGAGCCCUGAGCCCCAGCAUCAUUCAGAACCUUUCCCUUUCCUCCUCCCGCCUCACGACGCCCCGCGCGUCCCUCCCGCUGCCCGCGCUGUCCGUGAGCACCACCAACAUGGCCAUCGGGGACAUGAGCUCCUUGCUGACCUCCCUCGCGGAAGAAAGCAAAUUCCUUGCGGUUAUGCAAUAG